Molecule: messenger RNA, 4170 nt
Organism: Alosa sapidissima (American shad)
Lineage: Eukaryota; Metazoa; Chordata; Actinopteri; Clupeiformes; Clupeidae
Gene: plcb2
Product: phospholipase C, beta 2
Exons: 33
Coding region: 1-3939 (1312 amino acids)
Biological process (GO): phosphatidylinositol-mediated signaling; lipid catabolic process
Molecular function (GO): phosphatidylinositol-4,5-bisphosphate phospholipase C activity; calcium ion binding
Source: RefSeq, a predicted model, not a curated record
AUGAUUAAAAAGAGAUACUUUCUUCAGGAGCCUGAGGUGAAGGAGUACCUGGUCAAAGGGGAGAGGUUCAUCAAGUGGAGUGAUGACUCGACACGCACAGCACCUGUAACUCUGAAGAUGGACUCAAAGGGUUUCUACCUCUACUGGACUAAUCAGAGCAAGGAAACUGAGUUUCUGGAUGUGGCAACUAUCAGGGACACAAGAUCAGGGAAAUAUGCCAAACUACCAAAACACCCUAAGGUUCGGAAUGUCCUGAACAUGGACUUUCCUGACAGCAAUCACCUGGCCAAAACCAUGACUGUUGUCUCAGGCCCUGACAUGGUCAACUUGACAUAUCACAACUUUUUUGCCAACAAAGAGAAAGUAGUGCAAAACUGGGAGGCUGACAUCUUGGCCAUGGCCUAUAACCCACACAGAGCUAACGCCUGCAGACAGGUCUUCCUGGAUAAAAUAUAUGUCCGACUUACUCUGCAGACCAACAAAGAUGGCAAGAUUCCUGUCAAAAACUUCUAUAAGAUGUUCCGAGCUGAUAAGAAGAGGGUUGACAGCGCAUUAUCUGCAUCUGGCUUACCCAAAGGAAAAUUUGACAGUGUCAAGCUGGAGGUCUUCACAGAGGAAAAGUACAAGGAGUUUCUCAGUAAUUUAUGUCCACGACCAGAGAUUUAUGAAAUCUUCACGUCAUACAGCACCAAGCCCAUCAUGUCAAAAGAGGUCCUGACCAAGUUCCUGAAUGAGAAGCAGCGUGACUCUCGACUCAACGAGGAGCUGUACCCUCCCCUGAGGCCGGACCAGGUUAAAGCCCUCAUGGAGAAGUACGAGCCCAUGUCCACCAACAUCAACAGGGGCCAGAUAACUCCAGAGGGCCUUCUGAACUAUCUGAUUGGGCCUGAGACAUCUGUGGUGGUCCAGGACAAACUGGCCCAGAGCCACGACAUGAAGCAGCCGCUCAACCACUACUUCAUCAAGUCCUCACACAACACCUACCUCACAGCGGGCCAGUUCUCUGGCGUGUCGUCCCCUGAGAUGUACCGCCAGUGUCUGCUGGCUGGCUGCCGCUGCCUGGAGCUAGACUGUUGGAAGGGCAAGCCGCCCGAUGAGGAGCCAAUCAUCACCCACGGCUUCACCAUGACAACCGAGAUCCUCUUCAAGGAUGUGAUCGAGGCCAUUGCAGAAAGCGCUUUCAAAACCUCCCAGUACCCCGUAAUCCUGUCCUUUGAGAACCAUGUCGACUCGGUGAAGCAACAGGAGAAAAUGGCAAACUACUGCAGGACAAUAUUUGGAGAUGCUCUGCUGACCGACCCACUGGAUAAAUACCCACUGAAGCCGGGUCUUCCCAUCCCAUCCCCCUCUGAGCUCAUGGGAAAGAUCCUCAUCAAGAACAAGAAGGGGAACACUGCCACCACCACACCCAACGCAAUGAAAACACCAGCCCCAGAGCAGGCCAGCAAAUCGGCAGAAACUCCCCCUGUUUCUGCGCCCGAGCCGGCCACUGAUCCUGCCCCAGAGACAGCUUCUACGCCCAGUGACUUGUCUGAAUCUGCCCCUGUCUCACCCUCAGCUGAUGGGGCAGUAGAGCUUGGCUCAGAUCCAACUAACACCACCUACACCUCCCAUGUUGGUCAAGAGGCGGAUGAGGAGGAGCAGGAGCAGCAGGAUGAGCAAGACGAGGAGAAGAUGAAGAACUCAGAUGAGGGAACAGCUGGACAGGAAGUGACAGCAUACGAGGCAAUGUCAUCAAUAGUCAACUACAUACAGCCUUGUAAAUUUAUCUCCUUAGAAGCUUCCAGAAGGAAAAAUAAGAGCUAUAACAUCUCUUCAUUUGUGGAAACCAAAGGAGAGAGUCUCAUUGCCAAAUCAGCGGUGGAGUUUGUAGAAUACAACAAGAGGCAGAUGAGUAGGAUCUACCCUAAAGGCACCAGAAUGGACUCCUCCAACUACAACCCUCAGCCCUUCUGGAAUGCAGGCUGUCAGAUGGUAGCGCUGAACUACCAGACCAUGGAUUUUCCUAUGCAGCUGAACAUGAGUCUAUUUGAGUUCAAUGGAAGAACUGGCUACCUCCUCAAGCAUGACCUAUUGCGGAGGAACGACAAAACGUUUGACCCGUACUGUGAUAGGCUUGACACCAUUGUGGCCAAUACACUGAGCAUCAAAAUCUACUCAGGUCAGUUCUUGUCUGAGAAGAGUGUGAAGACUGGGGUGGAAGUUGAGAUCAUAGGGUUACCAGGAGACCAGAAGCGCAAGUUCCGCACCAAGUGGUGUGUGACUCCCAACUCAAUUAACCCUGUAUGGACUGAUGAGCCGUUUGUCUUUGAGAAGAUCUCGUUUCCUGAGAUGGCUUCACUGAGGAUCGUGGCUUAUGAGGAGGGAGGGAAGUUCCUAGGACACAGGAUCAUCCCAGUCGAUGCCAUCCAAUCAGGAUAUCACCACAUUGGGUUACGGAGUGAGAGCAACCUCCCCCUCACCCUUCCCUCCCUUUUCGUGUACAUCGAGGUGAAGGACUACAUCCCUGCAGCUUUCGCCGAUUUCACGGACGCUUUAUUCAACCCAGUGAAGCAUUCAGACAAGCCAUCAAAGACACAGGAGUCAUCAGCAUAUCUCUGCCCCUAUGAGCUCCCCAUGGCUACUACACCUGAGGUAGCUAAAGCUCCACCACCGUCUACUCUACCUGUGGCAGAUGUUGAAGUCAGUAAGGAUCCAGAAGAGGGCGCUAUCCUUCCUCCACCACCUGAGGAAUCUCCUGUAGCUGAUGCUGAUGCUACAACUGCUGCCGCCACCGUUGAAUCCCCCUCAUCCCUGAUCACGGAGGAGAGAAGCCCCACUCCACCUCCUGAGCCCACUACAGAGCCAGUGACACCCCUCAUCUCCCCCCCUGACCCCCCCAUUCUCAACGGGCCAGCUUUAGACUCCAUCGACAUUGCCCCCACCCCGACACCCCCUGAACCAGAGGCAAACAUUGUGCCAGUCCCAGAGUUACCAUCCCCUGAUCCAGACAUGGAGACUUCAGAUGAGCCACCUGCCUCUGAAGCUCCCGCUGCUGAGCCUCUGUCUACUGGGAGUGAGGGGGAGGACAGGGCUGGUGACCCCCCCUCUGAGCCUGCCCCUGGAGCUGAAGCAGCCGCUGGUGAAGUGGCCUCAGCCACAUUAGUUACCAACUCAUCCAUCGACUUAACAGAACCCUCCACUGUGUCCUCUGAGGAGCUGCUCCAGCAUAAGAGCUUCCUGAAGGUCACCAAGAGGCAGGAGAAGGAGCUGAAGGAGCUUGAGCGAAAGUUCCAGAAGAAAGGCGAGGAGCUGACACAGAAAUACAGUGACCAGUUCAAGUCCCUCAAGAAGAAGACCUCCCUGAAGAAGAAAGAGGCUGGAAGUGAACAGGCGAGUGGAGAACCUCAGAUGGAGCGUGUGCUUGAUCUGAAGGAGAAGAUGCAGCUGGAGCUCAGGGCACAGUGGACUGAGCAGUAUCACUCCACCAGGAAGAAGAAGGAGCAGCAUGCUACCGAGUGCCUGACCAAGCUGCUGGAGAUGGCCACUGAGAGACACUCCAGCGAACUCAAAGCCUUACACAGUGAGAACAAAGAGAUGAGGAAGAAAACAGACUCCAAGCGAUCAGGAACAGACAAGUGCAGACUGAAGAAGAGCAAGAGUGUUGAGCUGCUUGAUGAAGAUGUCCCUGACAAUAAAGAGGCUGAAGACUGUGUGAACGCCCAGGAAGAGGCUCUGAGGAAGAACCAGGCUGCCACUCUGGAGACAUUCAGAAGCUUUGUUGGCAAGCUGGUCCGAGAGGCCCUGGACGAGCAUGGGGAGAAGAUGCGGACGCUGCCGUGUGACGUGAAGGUGGCGGUGAACACCUGCAUAGGGGCACACUUCCCCAAGCAGGUGGAGCAGCUCGCUGACAACAAGCCGGAGAAGGUGGGCCAGUAUGGACACGUCUUCCUGGGGUGAACGCAUCCCCUUAGCCUCCGCACCGCAACACACACGCAAUCAUCUCUCUCAUUUUACCAAACUUAUUUAGAAUGUUUAUUUUUAAGUGAUUGCGUGGAUUUUAGUUUACUUUAGUUGAUUGUGUGGAUUUUAGUUUACUUUAGCUGAUAUGUGGUAUGUAAUCCUCAUGAUAUAUCAUACCUCUAGAGUACAGUGGUAGAGUGCAGUGCAUAGAGCUAUAUUUUACAUCUG